Camellia sinensis is the source of this 414-nucleotide messenger RNA. Lineage: Eukaryota; Viridiplantae; Streptophyta; Magnoliopsida; Ericales; Theaceae. The record is from RefSeq and is a predicted model, not a curated record.
AUGGCUAUGCGCAACGUCGGUGUGAAGACUAGCCAAACCAUGGACUAUAUGGUAAAUCAAUCCAGGUGUUAUGAGAAUGUUGGUUUCAUCCAUACGGAUUUGCACAACCACAUUGAAGCCAAACGUAGAGUAGAAGUUGAGGAUGGUGAUGCGCGAGAUUCGAAAUUGCAGGCUGACUACACAAAGUUUGGUGAUGUGUUGAUAUUUGACUCAACUUACCGUACCAAUGUGUACAGGAAAUCUUUUGUCAUAUUGGCUGGUGUGACUAACCACUUCACAACUACGAUAUUUGCAUGUGUUUUGCUAGCUAAUGAGACAAUUGAUACAUACACAUGGGUUUUGGAAACAUUUAUGGAGGCGAUGGAUAAUAACGCAUCUGUGUCCGUACUGACAGAUGGCGAUAAGGCGAUGUGA